GCUUCCCUCAUCCUGCAAGUCUCCUACACCCCUCCUCCGGGCGCCGCCCCCCUCUUCCCUCCCCCAGCCCCCCCCGAGGCGGCCCCGGCGGCGGUGGCAGAGCCCGACACGCUCACCGGUAAUGCGGGGGCUGCACGGGGGGACGCGUCCCCCAUCGCCCACCCCACAGCGCCCGGGGACCCGCAGCAACCUCCCUGCCUCCCGCCUCGCGCAGAAGCGGCCACCGAGGAGGAGGGGGACGACCAGGCGGCCACGGGGGACGAGUUGGAGCCCCCGUCCUCGGGGCUGCCGGGUUCGGAGCCGCCCUCGCUGCCCCGCAGACCCCCGGCUCCCCGCGGCCGUGGGGUGAAGCGCAGGAGGAGUUUGCCCAAAAAACCCCUGUCCAACAAACCGCAGGACUUCCAGAUCCGGGUUCGGGUGAUCGAGGCCCGGCAGCUGCCCGGCGUUCACAUCCGCCCCGUGGUGAAGGUGACGGCGGCGGGGCAGAGCAAGAGGACCAGGAUCCGCAAAGGCAACAGCCCCCGCUUCGACGAGACCUUCUUCUUCAACGUCUUCGAGUCGCCGGCCGAGCUGUUCGACGUGCCCAUCUUCAUCACGGUCCUGGAUUCGCGCUCUUUCCGGAUGGACGCGGUGAUCGGCGAGUUUCGGAUGGACGUUGAGAGCAUCUACUCGGAGCCCAAACAUGCGAUCCUCAGGCGGUGGCUGCUGCUCUCCGACCCGGAGGACUUCACAGCAGGGGCAAAAGGGUACCUGAAGGUCAGCCUGCUCGUGCUGGGACCCGGGGACGAAGCUCCUGUGGAGAAGAAAGAGGUCUCCGAAGACAAGGAAGACAUCGAGGGGAACCUCCUGCGUCCCACGGGGGUCACCUUGCGAGGGGCUCAGUUCUGCCUGAAGAUCUUCAAAGCUGAAGAUUUGCCCCAGAUGGACGACGCCGUCAUGGACAACGUGCGGCAGAUCUUUGGCUUUGAGAGCAACAAGAAGAACCUGGUCGACCCCUUCGUGGAAGUCGGCUUCGCGGGGAAGACGCUCUUCUCGAGGAUCCUGGAGAAGAAUGCCAACCCGCAGUGGAACCAGUGCCUGACGCUGCCGGUGAUGUUCCCUUCCAUGUGUGAGAAGAUGAAGAUCCGGGUGACCGACUGGGACCGUCUGACGCACAACGACGUCGUCGGCACCGCCUACCUCUGCAUGUCCAAGAUCUCUGCGCCCGGCGGGGAGCUGGAGGAUGCGUUUCCUGCUCUCGCGAAGCCUCUGAAAGCCUCAGACUUGGACGACGGGCUGGGCUUCCUGCCGACCUUCGGCCCGUGCUACAUCAACUUGUACGGCAGCCCCCGCGAAUUCACCGGCUUCCCCGACCCGUACGAGGCGCUCAAUUUAGGAAAGGGCGAGGGCGUCGCGUACCGCGGCCGCGUGCUGCUGGAGCUGGAGACCAAGCUGGAGGAGCACGGGGAGCUGAAGGUGGAGGACAUCUCUGCGGAUGACGUCCUGCGGGUGGAGAAGCACCUGCGGAGGAGAAAGUACUCCCUCUUUGCUGCCUUCUACUCGGCCACCAUGCUGCAGGACGUGGACGAUGCCAUCCAGUUUGAGGUCAGCAUUGGCAACUAUGGCAACAAGUUUGACAACACCUGCUUGCCCUUGGCCUCCACCACGCAGUACAGCCGGGCCGUGUUCGAUGGUUGCCAGUAUUACUACCUGCCCUGGGGCAACGUGAAGCCCGUGGUGGUGCUGUCCUCCUACUGGGAAGACAUCAGCUACCGAACCGACACUCAGAACCUCCUCCAGCACGCGGCAGACAGGCUGGAAGCCAACCUGGAGCAGAUCCACCUCGUGCUCAAGGCCAGCGGCGCGCCGGGCGAGCUGCAGUCCCUGGGAGCCCAGCUGAUGGACGACGUCAUUGCAGACUGCAGCGUUCCGCUGCCCGACGUGCUGGGGAAGGCGGCCAGCACACACCUGGACCAGAACCUGUACCGCUUCCGCAGCACCAACCUGGAGCAGGUGGUGCGGGCGGCCCUGAGGCUGAAGCACGAGGAGCUGAGCCUGCCGGCCGUGCUGGAGCAGGCGGAGGACUGGCUGUGCCGGCUGCGGGCCAUGGCUGAGGAGCCCCAGAACAGCCUCCCAGACGUGGUGAUCUGGAUGCUGCGGGGCGAGAGGCGCGUUGCCUACGCCCGCGUGCCGGCCCACGAGGUUCUCUACUCCCGUGGUGGCCCCAGCUGCUGUGGGAGGAACUGUGGCAAGCUGCAGACCAUCUUCCUGAAGUACCCCCAGGAGGAGGCGAUGGGGCCACGGAUCCCAGCCCAGAUCCGCGUCCAGCUCUGGUUUGGGCUCUCUGUUGACGAGAAGGAGUUCAAUCAAUUCGCUGAGGGGAGGCUCUCCGUCUUCGCUGAAACCUACGAGAAUCAAACCAAGCUGGCACUGGUGGGGAACUGGGGCACCACCGGCCUGACUUACCCCAAAUACUCCGAUGUCACCGGCAAGAUCAAGCUCCCCAAGGACAGCUUCAAGCCCUCCACGGGCUGGACCUGGGCCGGUGAUUGGUUCAUCUGCCCGGAGAAAACGAUGCUGCACGAGGCGGACGCGGGGCACCUGAGCUUCGUGGAGGAGGUGUUUGAGAACCAGGUGCGGCUGCCGGGCGGGCAGUGGAUCCACAUGGCUGACGCCUACACCGAUGUGAAUGGGGAGAAGGUUCUGCCUAAGGAUGAGAUCGAGUGUCCUCCGGGCUGGAAGUGGGAAGAUGUGGAGUGGGACACCGACCUCAACAGAGCCGUGGAUGAGAAAGGCUGGGAGUAUGGCAUCACCAUCCCUCCGGACCGGCGGCCCAAGGCCUGGGUGCCAGCUGAGAAGAUGUACCACACCAACCGGCGCCGGCGCUGGGUGCGACUGCGCAGCAGGGACCUGGCACAGAUGGAAACAGUCAGGAAGCACAAGCAGGACGAGCAGGACGGUGAAGGCUGGGAAUACGCCUCCCUGCUGGGCUGGCGCUUCCACCUGCGGCCCCGUCGCACCGACGCUUUCCGCCGCCGCCGCUGGAGACGCAGGAUGGAGCCCCUGGAGCGCACCGGGGCUGCUGCCGUGUUCGCCUUGGAGGGGGCCCUGGGAGGAGUGACCGACGACAAAAGCGACGACGGCAAAUCCGUCUCCACGCUGAGUUUUGGUGUCAACAGACCCACCAUCUCCUGCAUCUUCGACUAUGGGAACCGCUACCACCUCCGCUGCUACAUGUACCAGGCACGGGACCUGGCUGCCAUGGAUAAGGACAGCUUCUCUGACCCCUAUGCCAUCGUUUCCUUCCUCCACCAAAGCCAGAAGACGGUAGUGAUCAAGAACACCCUGAACCCCACCUGGGACCAGACGCUCAUCUUCUACGAGAUUGAGAUCUUUGGGGACCCCAAGAACGUGUCUGAGUGCCCUCCCAGCAUCGUGGUGGAGAUAUAUGACCAUGACACCUAUGGUGCUGACGAGUUCAUGGGGCGCUGCGUGUGCCGGCCCAGCCUGCAGCGCGCACCGCGGCUCUCCUGGCACCCCGUGCUCAAAGGCAGCAGGAACGUCGGCGAGCUGCUGGCUGCCUUCGAGCUCAUCCAGAGGGAAAAGCCAGCUGUCCACCACAUCCCUGGCUUCGAGAACGAGCUGUCCUCUGCUCUGGAUGAGUCUGAGGACUCUGACCUGCCUUACCCACCACCCCAACGGGAACCCAACAUCUUCAUGGUCCCCCAAGGGAUCAAACCGGUCCUGCAGCGCACGGCCAUCGAGAUCCUGGCCUGGGGGUUGAGGAACCUCAAGAGUUACCAGCUGGCCAGUGUCACCUCCCCCAGCCUGCUGGUGGAGUGCGGGGGGCAGCUUGUGCAGUCCUGUGUCAUCAAGAAUGUCAAGAAAAACCCCAACUUCGACGUCUGUGUGCUCUUCAUGGAAGUGCGUCUGCCCAGCGAGAGCCUCUACAGCCCCCCCAUCAUCAUCAAAAUCAUCGACAACCGGCCGUUCGGCCGCAGGCCUGUGGUGGGGCAGUGCACCAUCCGCUCUCUGGAGGAAUUCUACUGCGACCCCUACGGUGGGGAGACGGACGGUGCCCAGGAGCAUGCAGAUGAUGUAAGCCUCACGCCCAGGGAUGAUGUCCUCAUUGACAUUGAUGACAAAGAGCCUCUCCUUCCCACCCAGCUUGUGGAGGGCAUGACCAGCUCAGCACUAAUUAACCCUCCAGCUUCUCGGUCCGAGCCUCAAGAGGAAGAAUUCAUUGACUGGUGGAGCAAAUUCUACGCUUCCACAGGGGAGAGGGAGAAGUGUGGCUCCUACCUGGAGAAGGGCUUUGACACCCUGCAGGUCUAUGAGACGGAGCUGGAACGCGUGGAGGCCUUCGAGCAGCUCUCUGACUUCUGCCACACCUUCAGGCUGUACCGUGGCCGGGUGCAGGAUGCCAACGACGAUCCCUCGGUCGUGGGCGAGUUCAAGGGUUCCUUCAAAAUCUACCCUCUGCCCGACGACCCCCGCGUGCCGCUGCCACCUCGACAGUUCCACCAACUGCCAGCCAGGGGUCCCCAGGAAUGUCUGGUCAGGGUCUACAUCAUCCGUGCCUUUGGUCUGCAGCCCAAGGAUGCCAACGGGAAGUGUGAUCCCUAUGUGAAGAUUUCAGUGGGAAAGAAAUCCAUAAACGACCAAGAAAAUUACGUCCCCUCUACGCUGGAGCCUGUCUUUGGAAAGAUGUUCGAGUUGAGCUGCACUCUGCCCCUGGAGAAGGACCUGAAGGUCACACUCUACGACUACGACCUCCUGUCCAAGGAUGAGAAGAUCGGGGAGACCGUCAUCGACCUGGAGAACCGGUUCCUGUCGAAAUACGGGGCACGCUGUGGGCUUCCCCAGACCUACUGCGUCUCUGGGCCCAACCAGUGGCGAGAUCAGCUCCGUCCCUCCCAGCUGCUCCACCUCUUCUCCCUGCAGCACCACUGCAAGGCUCCCACCUACGCGUCCGACCGGCUCAUCUUCCGCGAGCAGGAGUACAUCCUCUCCGAGCUGGAGGAUGGCAAACCCCACAACCCUCACCUGGGGCCAGCAGAGGAGCGGCUGGCCCUGCACGCACUGCGGAAACAAGGACUGGUGCCAGAGCACGUGGAGACCCGGCCCCUCUACAGCCCCCUGCAGCCAGAGAUCGAGCAGGGAAAGCUACAGAUGUGGGUGGACCUGUUUCCAAAAUCCUUGGGUCAGCCUGGCCCCCCUUUCAACAUCACACCACGCAAAGCCAAGAGGUUCUACUUGCGCUGCAUCAUCUGGAACACCAAGGAUGUCAUCCUCGAUGACCUCAGCAUCACCGGGGAGAAGAUGAGUGACAUCUACGUCAAAGGCUGGCUGGUUGGCCACGAGGAGAACAAGCAGAAGACAGACGUGCACUACAGGUCGAUGGGAGGAGAAGGCAACUUCAACUGGAGAUUCAUCUUCCCCUUCGACUAUCUCCCUGCCGAGCAGAUGUGUUGCAUUGCAAAAAAGGAGCACUUCUGGAGCUUGGACAAGACAGAAAACAAGAUUUCACCGCAGCUGAUCUUCCAGAUCUGGGACAAUGACAAGUUCUCCUUCGAUGACUAUUUGGGCUCCAUCCAGAUGGAUCUCAACAGGAUGCCCAAGCCUGCCAAGACCGCUGAGAAGUGCUCCUUAGAGCUCAUAGAUGGCAGCUUGUCUGCAAGCCGCUUUGUGUCCCUCUUUGAGCAGAAAACCGUCAAGGGCUGGUGGCCCUGCAUCGCAGAGCAGAAUGAGAAGAAGAUCCUGGCAGGAAAACUGGAAAUGACUUUGGAAAUUGUGGCUGAACACGAGCAUGAAGAGCGGCCGGCUGGAGUGGGUCGGGAUGAGCCAAACAUGAACCCCAAGCUGGAGGACCCCAAGCGCCCGGAGACCUCCUUCCUGUGGUUCACCUCCCCAUACAAGACCCUGAAGUACAUCCUGUGGCGCCGGUACAAGUGGCUGCUCAUCCUGGCCAUCGUGCUCUUCAUUUUGCUGCUCUUCCUUGGGAUCUUCAUCUACGCCUUCCCGAACUACGCUGCCAUGAAGCUGGUGAAACCUUUCAACUGAGUGCCUGGAUUUCAGCGGGACGCUGCAGCCCAGGACGCGGCGACGUUCCUUUCCCCAGAGCAGGGAGCCACCUGCAGUCCUCACCUCAGGAGCAGCGCCUAAAUCAAACCUCCUCUGCAGCAGUUCUGAUUUGGCUUCCUCGUCCUCCUUCUGUUUGUUUUAAUUUUGGUCAGUGCUCGGAUGCAAAGCUGGCGAGGGUUGGGGAGAAAAGGACCCUUUUGUGGGCUGUCCAUGGCGGCGAUCAUGGAGGAGCCGCAAUCUCUCAGGUCCUGAGCAGGUUUUUCUUGGCACCCUGCAGCAGCCUCCCUUUGCCUCUGCCGUGCGAUGUGCAUUCCUGCUUUUGGAGCCUGUCCUCCCUCCUCUGCGCUCCCACGUGCCCCAUUGCCUUCCCAGCCAACGCUGCUGCAGCAGCAGAGGGCACGGAGCAGCCCAGGAGCAAUGCAGCGCAGCGGGGGGCUUUGCUUCUCUCCUCCUGCUGUGUGCAACCCCCUGCACUGCAGCUCGGUGCCUGAUUGGUUUUUCUCCUUUUGCUGAAGCCAAACAGUGCAACAGCAGAGCACAGUGCACGCUGCUGCUGGGUGCUAGCAGGGCAGGCCUUGGGAAGCACAGCUGUUUGCUUUGUGCUUUGCAAGCAGGGCGUGAUGAGUGUGCAUCAUGCGGGUUUUGCACAGCCCAGAAGGUGUGAAUGGUGUUGCUGGGACCUUGCAGCUUUCUGCUCCCCCUGCCCGUGCUGCAAUCACUGAUGUGCACUGAGAGGGGGUUCUGCUGCUGCUCGGAGCAGACAGCAGAACAAGGUGAUCCCAGAGGAUCUGUUUCUCAGGACAAACUGUGCUGGCGUUGGCUCCAGCGAGGCACUUAAGCCUAUUCUUAGCAGCAGAUGAGGGGGGGAAAAGCACAUGGCUAAUUGCUUUGCUGGCGGGGACGUGAUGGAAAUCCUGUGCUGCUCAGUACUGUGACAGUGCCUGGAUUGCACAGGGCAGCUCUGCCACGUGUGAGGACAACACUUCAGACACAGAGAACGUACCCCAAAGCAGCUGGUGCUCAGGUGUGGAGGUUCCCCCACCCCAGGAACCAUUUUGCCAGCAAAACUCGUCGUGUUUACUCACGUUGCCCUUUUUUCUUGAUCUCGUUCCCACUCGUGCUCCUGUUAAUGCUGACCUAUCAGCUGUUGGCCCAAGAUCUGGGGAUGCUGCUACCCCUGAGAAACAGGCGAGCUGAAGGGGAAUGUUGGCUUUGCAGCUUCCUGGUGAGUUACGCCUUGGCCAAGUGGUGCUGAUGUGGUCGGUCCUCUUCCACUGCAACCCUGCUUGCUCACUGCCUUCCUGCAUGCCUUGCUAUGCCAUGGGAAGCCAUUCCUCAUUUCUUGCCCCAGUUUGCACGUUUGGUCAAGUUUCCCAUCUCAGUGACCCCCCACCUGUUUCAGAAAUGGGAUCUCAGUGCUGAGAGCCCCAAAGAGAUGAGCAGCCCAAAGCUCCCGUCCAACCGUGGAUGGUUCUCAUCCAUCCAUGCUGUUGCUCCGACCUGAGAUGAGCAACCCUACCAAAAAUAAUUCCACCUGUCACUUCUCCAGAGCCUCUUCCAUCACAAAACCCUGUUUUAUUCCCUAGCAGUUCUUCCCUGGCAAACCAGAGUGGGUUGACAGUGAUGGAAAGGGCAGCAUCCCCACAUCCAAUCCUCUUCUUCCCAAUCUGGGCUGCAGAGCUUUGUUUCAUCCGGGGGCUGUGGUGGGCAAAGGCAGUUCUGAGCACCUGCAAACAUCAGCCUGGUCUCGUUACCAAAGCCAGCCAAGAGGCCAGACCCAAGUAAAGCCUUCUGCUCUCUAUGCCUUAUAUAUAUAGAUAUAUAUAUAGCCUUAUAUAUAUAGAUAUAUAUAUAUAUCACUGUGGUUUACAAAUGAAAUAGCUCUGAAA
Molecule: messenger RNA, 7952 nt
Organism: Centrocercus urophasianus (Greater sage-grouse)
Lineage: Eukaryota; Metazoa; Chordata; Aves; Galliformes; Phasianidae
Gene: DYSF
Product: dysferlin
Exons: 51
Biological process (GO): negative regulation of phagocytosis; T-tubule organization; macrophage activation involved in immune response
Cellular component (GO): cytoplasmic vesicle; T-tubule; membrane
Molecular function (GO): calcium ion binding; calcium-dependent phospholipid binding
Source: RefSeq, a predicted model, not a curated record